Molecule: messenger RNA, 5681 nt
Organism: Diprion similis
Lineage: Eukaryota; Metazoa; Arthropoda; Insecta; Hymenoptera; Diprionidae
Gene: Neurl4
Product: neuralized-like protein 4
Exons: 17
Coding region: 106-5349 (1747 amino acids)
Molecular function (GO): ubiquitin protein ligase activity
Source: RefSeq, a predicted model, not a curated record
UUGGUUUGGUGCGCGAGACGACGUGAUUCGGAUAUCGGAUACGGGGAACUCGGGGUACGAGGCCCUGCUGCUGCUGUGUUGUGUAUAUUGUGUAUACAUACACAAAUGGCCGAAAUGUUUCACCAAAGAUGCGGAGAGCGUGUUAAUUUAAUAAAUGACAACUGUACCGCCGUCCGAAAUUUCUCUGUAUAUAAUUACGGACUCGUACUAAGCUCCGAACCGCUCAAGGAUGACGAACUUUUCGAGGUUCGCAUCGAUAAAAAGAUGGUAUCGUGGAGCGGAAGCAUUGAAAUCGGAGUGACAUCAUGUGAUCCAGAGAGUAUGGAGUUACCGGCAUGUGCCAAUAAGCUCAGACUUGGAUCAUGGAUAAUGUCAGGUUCUGGGAUUAUUCGUGACGGACAACCAAUUGUAGAACUGUAUGGAACAGAUCUCGACACUUUAGAGGAAGGAGAUUUUCUUGGAGUGAUGAGGACCUCGAAUAGCGAGCUAGUGUUCUAUAUAAAUGGAAUGUCUCAAGGUGUAGCAGCUACAAAUAUACCUUCACGGGUAUUUGCAGUAAUUGAUAUGUACGGUAACUGUGUCCAAGUAAGCGUGUCUCAGCCGAGGCCAACGCUUUCCAUAACAGACGUAACAAAUGAGACAGAAAUCAACAAUGAUCACGCACUUGCGCAAACGUCAAAUUCAUCAACGACAAACUUAGUUACCAAUCUGAACGUUAACGUUAAUGUAAAUAUCAAUCUACCGAAGAAUCCAAGUGCAGCUGCUAUAAGGGAGGACAGAUUAAGGUUCCACGAGCGGGUUGGAACUCUCAUUAAAUUGUCUAACAAUGCUAGAACGGCAGAGAGACGAAGACCACUCGACGAAUUCAAUAACGGUGUUGUAAUGACGCACAGAGCAUUAAGAGAUAAUGAACUGUUCGAGAUUCGAAUAGACAGAUUAGUGGACAAAUGGUCAGGAAGUAUCGAAGUAGGUGUUACUACUCACAGUCCAACAGCACUAGAAUUUCCCGCAACGAUGACAAACAUGCGAUCUGGAACAACCAUGAUGUCUGGUUGUGGAAUUUUGACCAAUGGCAAGGGUACUCAGCGUGAGUACGGAGAGUUCAAUUUAGACGAGUUGAGGGAAGGUGACAGAGUAGGAAUGAUUAGGCGAAGCAACGGGAACCUUCAUUACCUUAUAAAUGGCUUGGAUCAAGGUAUCGCCGCCAAGGUUCCCUCAGGUAUUUGGGGUGUGAUAGAUCUUUAUGGGAUGACUGUUAAAGUAACCAUCGUCGAUCGGGAUGAAAGAGAAGAACAAAACCUAGUGACUAGACGAAACACGUUACAUCUACAAGGAUUAAAUGGUGAAGAAAUGAUAGACGAUGAUGUGAUAGAUAGACUGAUGUUUCACGUAUGUUGUGGUACACAUGCGGAUGUAAUUAAUAAUGGAAGAACUGCUCAUAGGCCCAACGCUCUGGAUGAUUUCAACAAUGGUGUUGUACUGACUUCUCGACCAUUGCGUCCAAAUGAAUUAUUUGAAGUUAAAUUAGACAAGAUAGUUACAAAGUGGGCUGGAUCAAUUGAAAUUGGCGUUACUACUCAUUCUCCGACUGAAUUAGAAUUUCCUUUUACAAUGACUAAUGUAAGGUCUGGUACAUGGAUGAUGACAGGACAAGGUGUGAUGCAUAAUGGCACAAUGAUCAUAGAUAAAUAUGGACAAAAUCUGGAUCAGUUACAAGUUGGCGAUCGAGUAGGAGUAAUGAGAAACGAUGAUGGUUUGUUACACUUUUAUAUAAAUGGAGCUGAUCUUGGCGCAGCUGCCACAGGAGUGCCGGAUAGAGUUUACGGGGUUAUAGAUUUAUACGGGCAGGCAGCUCAAGCAACCAUAGUUGAUGGCACAGAUUUUUACAGCCCGACAACAAACAAUUCUAGUUUCAGCAAUACGACAUUGUACAGUGAUCUACGAUUUCAUCAUAUACAUGGAAAAAAUGCACGAAUAAUGAACAAUGGCUUGACAGCUGCUAGGCCUCGGGCUUUAGGGGAGUUUAAUGAAGCAAUUGUAAUUGCUAAUAGGGCGUUACGCGAUGGUGAAAUGUUCGAAGUCUCUAUUGAUAAAAUGGUCGAUAGAUGGUCAGGUGCGAUUGAAGCAGGUGUAACUGCAAUAAGACCAGAUGAGCUUGAGUUUCCUUCAACAAUGACAGACAUAGAUCACGAUACGUGGAUGUUAUCAGGUGCAAACGUAAUGCGAGACGGUGUAACAUUGCGCAAUAAUUAUGCUUGCAAUUUAGAUACACUCGUAGAAGGAAAUCGGAUCGGUAUAAUGAGGCAUGCCGACACAAGCUUACGCUACUACUUGGAUGGUGUAGAUCAGGGAAUCGCAUGCACCGGACUACCGCUACAUGUAUAUCCGGUUAUCGAUCUCUAUGGUCGAUGUGCGCAAGUAACUAUCGUCUUGCCUGAGCGCAGAGACACGGCGACGCAGCAAUAUUUACCAUCCGAGAAUAGCACAAGCCAGCAACCUACCUCGGUAAUUCAGCCCCAGGCCCAGGUCGAGAUAACUCAUAAAUUUCACGAGUCUGUCGGUGCAAAUAUUCAGCUGGGUUCAGAUAGAACCGUCGCCAUUCGUUGCCGAGAAUAUUCUAAUGCAAUAUUGAUCAGCGAAUGUCCCUUGGAAAGUAAUGAAGUGUUCGAAAUUUCUAUACAAGAAGUUGCUCAAGAGUGGUGCGGCUCAUUGAGAAUCGGUGUAAUGACCAACAACAACGGGAAUUGGUUUACUUCAAUGAAUUUAGUUCCUGGCAUGACUUCUAUACCGGAGGAUUCUUGGUAUUUAAUCGGGAACCAAGUUCGACACAAGGGAUACGUUCUGUCUUCAAAUUACUGUCCGAGUCUGGACUGGCUUCGAGUGGAUGAUAAAAUUGGUGUGAAACGAACACAUGAGGGGAACUUGAAGUUUUAUAUAAAUGGCGAAGACAUGGGAGUAGCUGCUACAAAUAUUCCCGAGGCAGUAUACGUCGUCAUGGAAUUAUUUGGUAGCACUCUAGGCAUCUGUGCAACGAGUAGUAAACAGCAAAACAUAGUCAUAUCACCAAAUGCUAGCCUCAGACUACAAGACUCUUUAGAAUUACUCUUGGAUCCAAUGCCGCCAAUUAUGAGAAAUGAUGCUGGGAUGGAUACCUCAAUUGAUGUUUCGGAGGGAAAACUAUUGAACGAAAUGGUACUCACGCCAACACAGCCGAUUACUACAUCCACGGGCGAUCCGAAUUGGAAUUAUGAGUUCCACGAAAAUCGAGGAAGAAAUAUCGAACUUGAAAAAAAAACUACAGCUCGAAGAGUCGCCAGCUAUAAUCAAGGUGUGGUGAUGUCACAUCGCCCGCUAGUCAAAGGAAAACCGUUUCAAGUGAAGGUUGAAAAAUUGAAUGAUCGCUGGGUAUCGGGUAUGCUAUGUGGAGUGACUUGUAUCUCUCCAGACAAAGUCAGCUUUCCAUUAACUGCUUUAGGCUUCAAAAAACAUUCCUGGAUCAUGUGUGGUGAUUGGAUAUCGCAUAAUGGUGUGAAAGUAAUAACGAGGUAUGGAAUGAAUUUAGAAAACCUUCAAGUAGGAAGUAUCGUAAGUUUAUUGAUAGACGAAGACUCAAGACUGCACUUAUACAUAAAUGGCUCCGAUCAAGGCAUUGCAGCUACAGAUUUGCCUCCUUACGUUUACGCUGUCAUAGACUUGUACGGCCAGUGUGAACAAGUUUCUAUAGUUGGGCCAAUUUCAGAGACAGCAUCGUAUGGUAAUAACAAUACGAAUAACAUGGCUGUUUUAACAUCUGUUGAACAACCGGAAACGGAGAUAGAGGACAUAGAGAAUUCCAGAGAAAAGGCUGACUUGGAAUGCCAUGAAAAAGAAAAUGCCAUUCCUGCGACACCUUCGAACUUGUCGUUGAAUAUUCCGAGUCAGAGUAAUAUUCAUCCGGCAGAGAACGAGAGUGCUGUCAACAUACUCAGUCCGAUUUCAUCUCAGAGCAACAACGUUUCGAGUUUAGGGAGUAACGCGAUUCAGAGUAAAGCAGGAAUGUCGAGUAGCAUCAACUCGGAAAGUAAUAACUUAGAAUCCUGUCCAGAAAUAAGCAGCGACACGAGGACCAAUCAGUUAGAAAAUAGUAAGGGAAAGCAUAACGUCGUUAAUGCAAAUAAUGCAAAUGAAAAUAAUGCAGCGCCGAAUCACUGUGUUCAAAGUAUCGAGAAUCUCACAAAUGAUGAAAAUAAUGAUGAUGAAAGUAAUGGCGUUACGAAUAUGCUCAGUAUUACUAACGAAUGUACAAACGUAGAAAUAAACAAUGCAACGAAUAUUAAUAUUAAAAAUGGAUGCGCCGCAAACUGCAGCCAUAUGUCUAAUUUAAGCACCGCCAUCACUUCUACAAAUGCCAAUAACGCAAUAAAUGAAAGCAUUGCUUCCAACAGUUCGAACCAGAAUAACGUGUCCAACAAUGCCUUGAGUAUGUCACAGAACAGCGUUACAUCAACCUCUCAAAACCAUCUCUCCUCGAGUUCGCAAGUUAACGUGUCGAUGAGUUCUCAAGACAGUAACACAAAUCAAAAUCGUAAUAAUCAAACGCAAAACAAUACUGUAACAAAUUCAUUUGUCGCUAACAUGCAUAACGAAAGUCAUCACGUUGUUCACAAUUCAUCUUCAUUUUCAUCCUUACCAAUCACAUCUCUGCCGUCCACUCCACUAGCAGUGCACAUCACUUCGGCGAAGAAAUGCGAGUACUUGAAGGCCUGCCUUAGGUUUAAAAAAUCCCUCGUAUUACCAGAGGAAUUUUUUACUGGCGAAGACAUUUCAUGCUAUUGCAGUUCAUGUUUUAAAGCCGAAGGCGACAGUGUGAUAUGCAGGAAAGGAGAACCGCCUUCCGAAUUUGCCUUUCCAGUUGGAUGGGUCAGAUUUCCACUAAAGCCAACCAUCAAUGCCAUCCAAAUACCACAGAACACUCUAGACAAAUGGCAUGUAGCCUUCUACGGGACACGAUUAGAUGCUAUUAGGUGGAUACUGGAUAGGGGAGAGCUGCUGACCAAAGAGCAAUUAGACACAAGCAAUCUAACUACAACUAUAAAUAGCGAUGAUCAAAAUCCUCAAGUUGUUUUUUCACCAAAUAUUAAAUACGCCGCUUCCAAGGAAUUUGCAAGCAAAUAUGCGUACAUUGAUACGCAAUCGAAUAAAAAACUGAACGCAACCACUGCGUUCCAACUACUUGUCAGGCCUGGUUCCUACACAAUGGGCCCAGGGAAAGAUUGUCCCGAGCCACACUUGGAAUCGACAGAAUGGGCAACCAAGGAGGGAGGUGCUACAGUGAUCAUAGCAUUUCUUGUACACCUUGACGGAUUUUAGAAACGGAACGAAUACUUCUAUUUGAUUUGUUAUCAUUAAUUUAUUUGGUUUUCUGUCAAUUUACGUUUGUUGUAUAUAUAUCAUAUAUCUCCUACGCUUCUGCAUUUUAUUCACUGUAUUAAUUUUGUGAUUAAAGGGCUGUGCGUUGCUCUUGAUCCUUUUGCAAAAUGGACGGUCUAUUUUGAUACUCGCAGCUAAACUAUUACACUUUCAAAAAUUCAUAUGAAAAACUAUAAUCAGCUAAUUUAUCCGCAUGUCACCCAUUGAUCGACGAUAAAAACGAAAAAUUGUAAAAUAUUUAACAGUUGCGAAACUGAAAAUCUCUUUUUGAA